Neodiprion virginianus is the source of this 1532-nucleotide messenger RNA. RefSeq lists its product as uncharacterized. Bases 35 to 871 code for a protein of 278 amino acids. The record is from RefSeq and is a predicted model, not a curated record. The transcript has 4 exons. Lineage: Eukaryota; Metazoa; Arthropoda; Insecta; Hymenoptera; Diprionidae.
AGGAUCAUAGCCGAAUAUAUUCUCGCAUAAAAUAAUGCGGCGUAUGCGUAUGAGGUCAGUUGGUCCAAAUUUUACUCCUGGAUCUUCCACCGGUACAUCUGGAAGAGUCGGUGGAGGGGGGGAAUCGGGAGUGGGAGGAUCGGGGAAUCAUUCGGAAGCGCGGAGAGGCGUGAAAGAUCGUUGGCGGAUGCUGUACUAUCAGAUUCGUGUAUCGCAACAGAAUAAUCAGAAGAGGACUACGGCUUGGACGGGUUGCGGAAAGUACAAACUUCGAACGAUUGAAAUGGGUAGUCUUAAUCCAAUGAAAUGGAAGAUCCGAACAUUUGCUUCCAUUGUUGCAACGCUUUUUGUUAUCUACGUUUUUCUUAUUUUCAAAAAAACUCAUUACGCAUCUUUCGAUGCUAUUAUAAAAGAUACAAAACCCGAUGUCGUAUGGGAAUUUGUUGCAGAUUUUAGCAAUAUGAAGAAAUUAAAUCCUACAAUAGAAGACAUCCAGAUUGUUGUUGAAAAUGGAAAUUAUGAUCAUUGGAAGUAUUCAGCAAAGUACCUGGAACAUUUAAGUCACGUGCCGAUGAUCAGAAAUCAAGCACUAGGGCACUUUGCUAUUAUACCAGGUGUUGAUAGUUUUAUCAUAAAUUCCGAGCAUCGCACUUGUUUUCUUGGAAACUGGGGUUGCUUGGACUCUAUAUCGGAAUUCAAAUUCCUCCGCGACGGACAGAAUACCAAAUGUGUUGAAACUGUUCAAUAUGAAUGCCCGAUAGCCCUCUCGAUCCUGUGCCGUAAAGAAGUUAUGUAUCAACGCCAUGAGAUCAUGAAGAACUUGAAACUUCAUUUUGCAACGGUUAAUAUUAAGGCUCAAAAUGAAAAAUAAAUUACUGCGUUUAAACCAAACAGUUUUGCUUCUACGCAGUUUUACGCCAAUGUAAGCAUUGUGUUUCCUUUUAUGCUACAACGUGAUCAAGUGACUAACUACAUACAACUAACUUUAAGGAUCAAAAUUACCAAAUAUCAAUUUUAUGAAUUUAAUUUUAAGCCAGUGCUAUACUAAUUUAAGAAUCUUAGAGCGUUCUAAAUGACGUUGUCUGAGAUUACAUAUUAUAUAUCUACAGUCAACGUAAUUGAGACUAUGAUCCUUCGAAUGAAUUACAAGGGAAAAGCAUUUUUAAUUGAAUUAAAAUGAAUGUUUGCAUAUAAUUAGCAUUACGAAUCAAAUUCUGGAACAGUUACGCGAUUUUCACAUCCGAUCGGCACCAUGUUCGGUAAUAGUGUAAAAUUGUGUAGAAUCUUGGAGAGAGAAAUUCAAAACAUUUCACAUCUUACUUUAGGAUUAAUUCGGGAAACCGUAGCGACAAAAGGUUUCACUUUUACUGCCCAAAGUGCCUUAUAAAUUCGUAUAGUGCAAACCGGUAAUAAUAUAGGGUUCUUAAUUACGCCAGAGUAGUAAAGUGCGUGUAUGUACUUACUGUAUUUUCGUCAAUGUACAUUUAAUAUCUAUGGAAUAUAUAAUCUGUGUAUUUUUAUAAUCAUUUAAA